Molecule: messenger RNA, 2835 nt
Organism: Acipenser ruthenus (sterlet)
Lineage: Eukaryota; Metazoa; Chordata; Actinopteri; Acipenseriformes; Acipenseridae
Product: filamin-binding LIM protein 1-like
Exons: 8
Coding region: 907-2199 (430 amino acids)
Biological process (GO): cell-cell adhesion
Cellular component (GO): focal adhesion; stress fiber
Molecular function (GO): filamin binding
Source: RefSeq, a predicted model, not a curated record
CCAGUACAUGCAACAACAGCCCAGUUUGGGCUACAGCGCUAUACUGAGAUGUGUCCAGCAGAGGGCAGCACUGCUGGGAGGAUCUACUGGGAAAUUGAGCUCACAAACAUCAAUUGAUUCACACCCAGCCUCUGCCCAUGGAGCUGGCAAUGCAGUCUGAGCAUGUGGCAAUCUAAGCACCUAAUCAGGGCUGGGCCCUUUGCUGUACCAGGGAGGUGAUACUGACAACAAUACAGUUUAGAUACAAGCUGUGCUGUUAUCGGCUUUCCCUCUGAAUACACUGGGUACACAUUCCAUAUUGGUGAAAGGUGGGGCAGAAUAAGGCCUUCUGCAUACCUGAUUUUAUCUUUUAUUUAUUUGUGUGUUUUACAGUUCAGUUUCUUUGGGAUGGGAAGUCUGCAAACACCAAAUUAUGUUGAGCUACAAUGUAGAGUUAUUUAAGUUUUUAAAAAAAGGAAAUGGACUUGAAAAUAAUUCCUGUAUAACAUCAUCAAUUCAGGAAACAUUAAACAGAAAAGCAAGGCCCUUUACUGUAAUGGAAUACUGGAACUUUAGGCGGAUUAACAAUUUAAUAUAAAGAAACAAACUAUACUAGCUUUGGCAUGAAGAGAAAUAAUAAUUACAGUUACUGUAGUGUGGCUGAGAGGCAACAUGAGGGCGGGUUUGGUCUGACCCAUAGCCAUGGGAAUCUGCUAGAUUUAAUCUGCCGUAUAAGUGACUCACGCAGUGAAUGUGCUGAAUGUGCAGAUUGAACACAAACUGUUGAGUCUGGGAGAGGGCUGAAAUUGCCGGAUUCUGUAACUCCGACCCUCACACAGUCUGAGAGAGAGAGAGAGACCCUGCCACUCGCAACGCAGAGGAAGGGCGACUGGGACAGCACAGGCAGCAGGCAGGCAGACAGCAGCCAUGAUGUCAACCGAACAGCCCCAGAAGAGAAUGGUCUCCUCUGUCUUCAUCACCCUGGCCUCUCCACACCGGCCUCCGCCCAGGGCAGCACCGCAUAGUGCCAACACGACCGACACGCAGAUCAGACCCAAUCAAAUCCAGUCAAAGCCCAGCUCCAGCUCCAGCUCCACUGAGCCAAGAACCAGUUGGACUGAAGCACCGCUCAGCCCCACCAGGACUGAAAACCAGCCUGCCUCCAGCCAGACACAGCCUCUCCGUGCCAGCCUGCUCAACCAGGCCAAGCCACCACCCAAUCAGAUAACUCCAGCCACCAACGGGAUCACCCAGGCAGUGCCUCCUAGUGCCAGCAGGGCGGCGCCACCUACCAGUGCAAACAGGCUCUAUCAGCCCAAAUCACCACAGGGGACAACCAAGCUGCUACCAGGGUCUGACAGCCUUUCUAGCGCAGAUUUCUUCCCACCUCCCCCUCCCGUGGAGGAGCUGUCUUCCCCUGCCCGGCUCGAGGCUGUGUCCCCCUCCUUCAGUAACCAGGGACUCCAGACACUGCCGGGACGUCCUGCCAACUCUUCCGGGCAGCAGUCUGUCCCCAUGACUGGGGCUCUGAGACAGGAUAGGGCUCCCCCUGCUGGAAAGAGACAGGCAGCGCAGGAUGAGCUCUGGGAGACUCUGGCAGUGCAACAACCCAGCAAACCAGAGGAGCCUGUUCAGAAAUCAACAGAUAUAUGUGGAUUUUGCCACAAGGCAAUCUCUCCGACUGUCCAAGCCAUAGAGGCAAUGAAAGAGAUGUAUCAUGCAUCCUGCUUCACCUGCAGGAAGUGCUGCCACCCGCUGGCAGGAGAGCUUUACUACAACAAGGAUGGCGUACCAAUAUGUGAUCCAUGCUAUAAGGCCACUCUGGAGCGAUGUGGGCGAUGCGAUCAGGUGAUCACGGAUCGUGUGACUCGCGCCAUGGAGACCGUCUUCCACCCUGAAUGCUUCACCUGUGCGGUGUGCCGGCGACCAAUAGAAGACGAGAGAUUUGUUGUGGAUGACGCCAACGAAGUGUACUGCAUUCCGGACUAUUACAGGAAGUACGCGUCUACGUGCAGCGUCUGCAAGGACCUCAUCGUCCCCGGGAAAGACGGCAAGGACAUGUUCACUGUGGAGUGUCUCGGGCGCACGUUUCACGAGGGCUGCUAUCGCUGCGAGAACUGUAGAGUGCUGCUGUCCCCCGAGCCCAAUGACCAAGGCUGCCACCCGCUGGACGAUCGUAUUCUCUGCAAGUCCUGUAAUCUCAAACAGAGAGCCAGCUAAUCGGUUCAGCCCUGCACCCUCACGCAACAUAUUUUCACAUCCAUUCUGUAGCAUCUUUCCCCUUACCUUCUGAUGAUGUCUUCAGCCGUUCUCCAAUCAUUAUCUCUGCAGCGUCUGUCUGGACCUCUGUGUGGUUCAUUCAAAUAGCAAGGAGCAAAUAACAAUAGAUUGCACAGUACAAUGUAUUACUAUCUAGUGUUGGACUGCAUUCAUCUGUGCUGUGGAAUAAGCUCUGACGCCACCUGAUUUAUUGUAGCACAGAGCACGUCAGACCGACAGCGUUAGAUACAGACCUGUGUAAAAUUCAGAACGAUUGCAAACAUUAAAGAAGGAAGUGAAGGGAAAAGAAGGAUUUUAAGCUCUUUGGUCUUUCAUACAUCCUUUACGAAUAAUAUCCAUUAAAACUUAAUCAUUCUUACAUUUUUAUAAUUGAACAUUUCACACAAGUGGAAGACUACUGCAUUUUAACCCAGAAUGUUAAAGGUGUACACCAUGGAAGACAACCUGUCUUCAAAUCCACUAAAUAACUCAAUUCAAUUGAAUGUUUUUAUAUCUCGUGUGAUGUACGGUUUUGUGAUUACCUGUAAUUGAUUUUUCUUUUAAUAUAUGAUAAAUAAAAUAAAUGGAAACAAUUAA